This is a messenger RNA of Aedes albopictus (Asian tiger mosquito), 5699 nucleotides long. RefSeq names its product 5,10-methylenetetrahydrofolate reductase. Gene Ontology annotation, biological process: tetrahydrofolate interconversion. Gene Ontology annotation, molecular function: methylenetetrahydrofolate reductase [NAD(P)H] activity; FAD binding. The record is from RefSeq and is a predicted model, not a curated record. Gene Ontology annotation, cellular component: cytosol. The transcript is spliced from 3 exons. Bases 82 to 1206 code for a protein of 374 amino acids. NCBI's taxonomy places the organism in Eukaryota, Metazoa, Arthropoda, Insecta, Diptera, Culicidae.
GCUGCUGACUGGUGUUGUGUACCUACAUACACUUGUUGCUUCCAUUAUUGAGCUUUAAAUUCUCCGAUUCUCUUGAUACGGAUGCGCACUAGUGCUCGCUCUCUCAGACAUUGUCAGCUGUUACUGAUGGGUAGUUUUCCCUCCUCGAAACCGUACGACACGCGUGAUCAUUUAGACAGCUUAGUCGUUGGUGGGUACCUAGACGGUCAUAGCCGAGAGGCCACCACGAGAAGCACCACGAGCAUCACCAUGCAUCAACUCACAGUAGAAUCUGACCCUCCGAAUAGCAUCGAGUACGCCAAGGGAAGGGCCAGUCCGGCCGAAGCCAUGCACAGUCACGAGAACAGUCGAAAUCUAAAGCAAGUGAUCCAGCAAUGGACCAGCUCGGAGCGCUUGAGCUACUCGAUCGAAUUAAUUCCAAAAGAGGACUUUGUGCUGGAUUUAAGCCGUCUCAACCCUCAGCCGAUGUUCUGCUCGUUACCGUGGAUUUCGGAUAACAACCUCCAGUAUCAGCGAUUCGUCGAUACUCCAAUGCUCAAAAUGACCGCAAAAAUAGUGCCUCACUGUUCGGUGAUGAAUCACAUAUCGUGUUACAACAUUACCGAGACCCAGGUGGACAAGUUCGUCGAGAUGGGCAAUUGGAAUCUGUUUGUGAUCCGUGGCGACACGGUCGGCGAAAACCAGCGCUUCAAGCACUCGUCCGAUCUGGUCGAGUAUCUGCGGAGCAAGAACAAUCCCGAAAUGACCAUCGCCACCGGAGGCUACCCGUACGUGCAUCCCGAGUCACCUUCCUUGGACUAUGACGUCAAAUAUCUGAAGCAGAAGGUCGACCUCGGCGUGGACUUCGUCCUGACGCAAACCCUGUACGACGCCGCCUCCUACCUGCAGUACGUGGACGAGUGCCGUCGGGCGGGAAUCACCGUCCCAAUCGUACCGGGCAUCUUCCUACCGGGCUCGUACGACCAGCUGGAAACAGUUCUGAACCUAACCCGGGUAAAUCCACCGGCGGACGUGCUCGCGAUGCUUCACUCGCACGCCCUCGAUGAACCGGACGUAUUCGAAGCGUUCGUGGUGAAACACUUUGUCGAGCUGGUGCGGACACUGCGCCAGGAACGACCGGACGAGGUCAAACUGGUGCACUUUUUCACCUUUAACCGAUUGGGACUGCUGCGCAAGGUGCUCGACAAGAUUGCGGAUUUGUUCUAGCCAGAGUGAGAUAGGGGCAGAGAGAGGCGGUGGAGAGCCUCUCACGAGGAAUUCGACAUGUCACUUGGACGAGUGAUUGUCAAUUUUACAGCAUAGAUAUUAAUCACGUUAAGCUAGGGUAAAUUACAUUUAUCGCUAGCUGGAUUUCAGAAACUAGUGCCAGCCAUUUGCCAUCAUUAGACAGUAAUUAUAAGAUUUUUUUUUUGUUUAUUUUGCUCAAGAUGGCCGUUUGAAUUCAGAUGACGAUCAUGCCUUACCAUCGUGUACCAAAGGAGCUAUCAUAUAUUUUAUCAUAUUUUUCUUACAAUUAAAACGAAACUGAGAAAGGACCGACGAAGAAACAAUACAUAUUUUUGACGUAGGACUACGUCCUUGGUUUCCAACUAAAAAAAGGAGUGUUCGGUAGUUUUAGCAAGAAUGAGAACAAGCCCUUGGUUCCUUGCUUUCUGAGUAGGUGGAUAGUUUUUUUUUCUUUUCUUUAUUUCAGAGAAGUGUUGCACAGUUUCAUAUCAACUCUCGGUAAAGUACUUUUUUUUUCUCGUGAGUCGAUCUCACUUUACUUCAGACUCAGAUUCAAAAUUGCAAAUGAUCUCUAGAACGUAUUUUCGAGAAUAUGAAAAGCUAAUGGUGUAGAUGUGGGUGUGUUUUUGAAAUGUUUAUUUUAGUUUUGCCUCACUAAUCUUUCGUUUCGUGUAAAUAAUUUAGAAACAACAUUCCUUUUUGUUUUAUUUUUCGAAAACAUCAAUCAAAUUUUGCUACCGUGUAUGUAUGGUUCCGAGUGUUUUUUGGUUUUUGUAUGAGGAUUAUGUUUUUUCUCUCCGUAGAGUGUUUUUUGCACGUAUAAAAAUCAUUCGAUAAUUUGGUCUCAUCCAGUUUUAACAAAAAUUUUCCUAACAAACCACGACAGAAACAUGCCGAAAAAUAACAAGAAAUUUUAUAAAUUUUAAUCAUCGAAUGGUUCUUAUAGUUUUUUUUACGUGGGAGUUGCCCAAUCUGGUCGAAAGUCAUUUGGCUAAAAUAGGUUUUAUUUAGCAUUAUUUUGUCAAAGGAAGGCUUCGAAAGUUUUCGAUUUCAAGAAUCAAAAGAACAUUCUAAAGCCGCUUAACGUUCGUUUAUUACAAAUGACUUUUUACCAAAUGAGCUUUCCCCUAUUUUCGGUUGACCCUUAUGUUUUCUAUCCAUGCGAAAUAUUGAUAGGGUUGAGCAAUGUGGCGUUUUGUUUGGAUAAACAGUCGCGCCGUUUACUGUUCUUGAUCAUACAACCUAAUGCUUGCUCCAGUAUUUAAUUCUAAACGAAGUACUAGAAUAUACACUUGGAUUCUUUGGAGACGAAUAUGUCAACACCACGCCAAUAUGUGUUUCGUUCUGUAGACGCAUUCACUAGAUGCCAAGAUGUCUAUAAGUGAAGAAGUACUAGAUUAUUCCUGGAUUUCCUUCAUCAAGCAAACGAUCUCAAUCAAACGUUAAUUUGUCGAUUUCAAAGAUAGAUCUCAACGAAAAAACAUCGAUUUAUGUAAUAAACGAUUGAGUCACGCUACAAAACGAAGUACUAGAUUACACACUCAGUGUUUACUGGUUGGUCCACAGAACAAAAAGUUUAUCAUCGCGUAAAUGCGUCAACCGAUGGUUUAUAUCAGGCGUACUUCGACUCGAAACGGCUCCGAAAGCAGUACUAGAUUGUACUCGCGACCGAUUGUUUCCAAACUAACGCUCAAAUGCUCGAUCAAUUGUCAUUCCUACAGAAAAGUAGGUGAUGACAAACGCUUGGAACCUGUUUCCCCAGAUGGAAGGUCAACCGUGAAUAGUGAAUUGCGAGUUUGGGAAAAAAGUAAAAAGUAACAAUUUGCAAUUGUUUCAAAUUUUCUGUUUCUGUCUUACUUUUCUUGGUCUCUGUGUUUUUUUUUGCUCCUUUUUCUUUUCAAGGAGAUGGGGAAAUUAUUCUCAACUCUCGAGUUCGUCUCAUCAAUUACCAUAUGCCUAAUUAUGUUGCUGACGGUGUCUGUUCGAUUCUAGUACUACAAUUGUUGUUUACCUUUUUUUUACUGGCGAACAAAGAAAUGUGUUUCUGCUGGUUGGUUAGUUUUUGUUUUCGUUCAGUAAUUGUGACUGUUACUCUGAUAGUGGCUAGUCAGUAACUUUGUUUUCUGCUUUUUGUUUUUACUGUUAGUAUUAAUAUCCGGGAAAGAAUGUAUUUUUCGUUAUGCGUCACGCAUUGGGACACAACUUUGUCUUGCAUGCGUGAGUUUUUUUGGCUUCAUGGAUAUGAUGGGGGACAUUGACAUUUGCUGUGCUAUCUCUAUUGUUUAUUUAGUGAAUGUGAAAUGUUGAAGCUAGUGUAGAGAAUCUCUUUCGGGAAUUCUCCGACAACUGUUUGUAGCCAAAUGAUGUGUGAGUGUAGAAUAAAUACAUUAAUGAAUUGUAACUGAGUUUGUUAACUAUGGAUGCUUGUUUGUGUGAGUGUGUAUGUGUUGUGAAUGGAUAGAAACAGUUGUACUGAAAAAAUACAUUAUUUCUUACAGAUAUACAUAUGUAUUACUAGUAGAAACACACUUAGCUUAAUUGGUGAUUAAAAUUAUGCGUAGGGAAGCCGAUUGUCCAACUUUCGCGAAGUAGUAGAAUAGCUUUAAAGUGCCUAACUUUCCAAAACAUGGACAGUUAGGCUUAUUCAUUUCGUUACUUAAUUGGACAAACGUCUGCUACUAGUAAGGAUUACAGUAAAAUCUCGAACGUUAUCAGCUGCAGUACAAUUCCAACCAAUGCGGUACUAGAUUUGCCAUUUCCAAACUUUACGACUAUGUUAGCUUUCAAGAUACAGCUAGAGAAAACCAUUCUCGUUUCAUACAGAUUCGAAAAGCUACAUUAUUGAUAACGUUUCCGCGAAAAAUCUAAUACUUCUAAUUUGCAGUACUAGAUUUGGCAUUUCCCAACUUAACGAAUACUAUAACUUUCAAGAUACAGCUAGAGACAAUCAUUUUCGUUUCGAUUCGUAACGAUUUGAAAAGCUACAUUCUUGAUGAUUGUACCAGGAGAGAAUCUAGUACUACACAUUUGCACCUCCUGCACAUACACAAUGCGCUACAAAAAACAAUAUUCAUAGUUUUGUAUCAAUCUGCUCGCUUCACUUUAUUGUGUCUUAUCCCCCGCGCAAAAAUCUAGUACCGCACUUACAGCGCCUCCUGCGCCCAUGUCAAGCCAGUUCAACGUCGAGAGUUUAUUGUACAUGAGUUCACCGUAGUUAGGCUCAUUCCAUUACUUCCUUUUCACCACGUUCCGAUUUCUGCUUCCUAUGAUACUUUAUAUGAAGGUUUUUAAACAAUACACAAACUACGAUUAAAACAAUACAGCAUUAUAAAAACGUGUUUUGAUCGGCUGACUGACUCUGGUACCUCACAAGCCCCGCGCCGCCAUCCGCCAGUCAGCGAUCAAGAGUACCGUACAGAACUCAUCGUUAUCCAUAUGAUUAUGCAGUAGUAGAACGAUUAUAAUGGUAUUUUACCCUUUCCUUUCUACCCUCCGUUUGCCUCCCUGGUCGCCCUCUUGGUGGUGUUGCUCUGCACUCCGAUCGCUUAAAUCGAUUCCAUAUGAUUAAGAACCUUCAGUGUUUGUAAUACUUGUUCUGCCAAUUGUUCACCAACACAGUUUGACUCCUGAAAUCGGUAUCGGUAAACGAAUCAUCGAGCAUUCAACAGCUGACUUGUCGGUAAAGUAUUUGCCGAAUUUCGGUCAUAUUACCGAGAUAUUGACAAUUGACACUCAACCUUACUGGAAUCUUGGUAUUAGAAUUGCCGAUAGUCGGAAAAUUUUCCCAAAAUCAGUACCAAAGUUCGAUUCAAGACAUACCUCCAUUUUCAGCUGUUAGAUUCUCGGUAAUUCAUUCGCCGAGCUCGUUGUCAAAACUCAACUGUGAACAUUUUUGUGUUGUUUUGUUUAGGUAAAUGGUAAUCAAUUGUUUUUCUAACUUCACUUGUGACACAGGCAACUGGACACCGCUGUUUGACAGUGUAGUAACCGUGUCAAAAGUUUCCGUCCGGAGGACAGACUUUUAUCUAAAAUUUGAGUUAAUAGAACCUGCCUAGGAGGGCACGUUCUCACUCGUUAGACAGGGCCUAUUAACCGAAUGUAAGCAAGUGGCUUACAGCGAAUUGGCCACUUGUUUCAAUGUGUGUGUGUUUUGGGUGUUUGAGUGUGUUAUUUGCUUCCAGCACUGUUUCGAUCUUGUUGUUCAAUUUGUUUAGUUAAUGCGCUGGUACUUGGUCGAAAAUCAUGAAUUUAUAAGAAGGUUUACCAUCCUUUUUUCUGUAAAUGCACCUUCUGACUACCGUUUGUUUCGUUGUAUUGUCUUCAGACAAAUUCAUGUUUUUCUUGGUUUUCAUCAUGGCAGUUUGAUAACCAUUAUUUUCCUUUUUUCAAUAGGUUGUGACGACGGAAAUAGUUGUUCAGAAGGAAGUAGCCAAAUUGGAAUUGUCUUGGAAUAAAGCCUUUUGGAACACGAA